AUGACCCGAGACGCACAAGACGCACAGAUUCACGACGCUGAAGGGCUCGAAAGACUCCGAGAGGAAGCCGGAAUCACCAAAAACCCGAUCGACGAGCCAGACUACUGGAGGAAGAUCAAAUCGGCGAUCAAGAUGGACCCGGUGACUCAGUUCCCGCAGGAAUCGAAGGGACGAAUGCUCAUUCGACUCAGACUGAAGAUUGGAGACAGAUUCAAAAAUCUUCUCGAGCAAAUGGUCGAAGGAAUGGGACUCACCGACCCCAACGCUCAGAUGUCCCUCGAUGGCUGGCAGAAAUCCAUCAACGACAUCUCCCGAGUCCUCUCCGAGCUCGUGCGCGAAGAAAACCAGAAAAUCGCCGAGGACGACCGAGCCCAGUCAGACCAGAGUCUCUUCUACGGCUGCCUCAACGCCGCCAAAGCCGCCAUGGACGUCCACCCGCUCCUCAACAUCGUCUACAUUGAGGAGUCACUCGUGAUCCCGGAAGGAAGACUCCCAGCGUAUCAAGAAAGAGUCUCAGCUCUCAAGGAAAAGGGUCAAAUUAAAACUCUACACAUUAAGUCGAGCCUUACAACUUUAAAAAAACCCUUUCAAAAGUCAAGAGCGGACUUUCUCCUCCGCCAAGAUCGACUCCCCAAAGAUGGCAAAGACUCUCUGCGUAGCUGGAAGAAGCAAAGACGAAACGAGUACGUCAGCGAUGGAGUCCCCAAAGACAUUGCAGCUACGCUGGCAAGACGCGAUUCAAGGACCAUCGGCUGGACGUCGCGACGAGACGGAACGACUCAGACUCACCCGCCAAAAGAUUCAGACUCGGCAGACUCGGCGACUCAGACGGAGAAUCCAACUUCCUCAGUUUCGACUCAGACUCAGCAACCAGACCCUGCUCCAGCACAAGACUCGGCCAACAACGAAGAGGCAGACAGCGUCUCAGAACCAGAUCUGUACGAAGACUCGUACAACGCCCGUUCAGGAAGGAGUCAUAGAAUUCCUAAAACAUUUAAAGUCGAGCAAAAACUCCACCCAAAAGACCCAACUCAACUCAUGCCUCCGGCCAGCCAAAAUGCUCCAGUAGACUCCGAAGAUGGCUUUUCUUCAGACGAAGAAAUCAUGGAAGAAUCCGGCGGAGAAGAAGAUGAAGCUACAGUCGGAUUCCCAGAGACUCAAGCCCAGAAAGAACAACAGGACUGGAGCAGACGCACAGACACACUCUUCGAGUCAGCGGCGGAGCAGAAAGAAGCAGAAGAAAGACGAGUCAGAAUCGCUGCCCAAUGGAACGAGCCGCUCAAAGACAUCAAGGAAGAAUCCGAAAGCAACGCAUCAGUCAGAAUGGAGCAGAAGGAAAAAGCGGAAGCUGAAAGACGACUCCAGAAAGAAGAGUUCGAGAAGAUUCAGAAGCUGAAGCAAGAACAGGAGGACAAAGCGAGAGCCAGAGAAGCCAUCAGACUCCGAAUGCAGCGACAAGUGGAUGAAAACACCAGAAUCCGACGCGAAUACCACGAGGAAAUUCAGCGGAAGAAGGAGGAAGAAGAAGCUCAAAAAAGACGCCUCGCCCAAGACAAAGAAGCAGAAGAAAGACGCCGAGCAGCCAUCAAGGCAGACGAAGAGAAAGUCCUCACCAAACCAGAAGUUGGAAUCAGGCUCGUCGCAGAAACCGGCAGAAGAGGGAAUCACUACUACCUGUCGAAGAAGGAAGCGAAGCUUAUGAGCAGAAUCUCAGGAUCGAACUUCGAAGAAAUCAGGCAAGCUUGGUUCAACAGCGAAGGACUCCUCAAAUUCAAAGACUCCAAAAACCCGGGCCACCGCCACUACAAGUACACCCUCCGAUCCGGCUGGACCAUCAAAGAAGGCACCGAAAACUGGAAGCUGGAUCCAGUCGCCAGACUCAGCGCAGAGGAACGACGAGUGGUCCAUUACUUGGUGGAAUUCCUCAACUACCAAGGAAUCAAACGAAGAUUCAAGGAGGCACUAGACACUGGACUCCUCAACCCGGCCAAGAUGGACGCGAUCCUCGUCUUUGCCUACAAGAUCUGCGGCGGAAACCUGGUCCACUACGUCCGAUUCGUGUUCGUCCGACUCUUCAGACUCCACGACAUCCCGAUUCCCCCAGUGCACUCAGACGCCGCCCCAAAACCUCCACGCCACUACUAG
Messenger RNA from Oikopleura dioica, 2145 nucleotides. Lineage: Eukaryota; Metazoa; Chordata; Appendicularia; Copelata; Oikopleuridae. The record is from the annotation of a GenBank genome assembly.